Molecule: messenger RNA, 1451 nt
Organism: Megalops cyprinoides (Indo-Pacific tarpon)
Lineage: Eukaryota; Metazoa; Chordata; Actinopteri; Elopiformes; Megalopidae
Gene: tmem47
Product: transmembrane protein 47
Exons: 3
Coding region: 164-709 (181 amino acids)
Biological process (GO): cell-cell adhesion
Cellular component (GO): cell-cell junction; membrane
Source: RefSeq, a predicted model, not a curated record
GCACUAACGGGGCGAGCCGUGUAGUCGGUCGUUGCGGCAGCACUCGAGCAGUGGAACGGCAGCUGCAGCAACGUCGCUGGGGGCUCGCUACCUCCAGGUCGGGCAAAACAGAAUUAGUGGGCAAAUCACAAUAAAACACAUAAGCGCGCAGAAAUCAGUCACUAUGGCCUCGUCCGCUAGCGGAGCGGAGGAAGUCCGCGUGUCAGUGUUGACGCCUCUGAAGUUGGUGGGAUUGGUAUGUAUUUUCCUCGCGUUGUGCCUGGACAUCGGGGCCGUGCUAAGCCCUGCGUGGGUCACCGCGGACAACCAGUACUAUCUAUCUCUGUGGGAUUCGUGCUGGAAACCGGCGGCGUCGGAGAGCUGGCGAUGCAGCACCACACUGGAGACGGACUGGCAGAUUGCCACGCUGGCCUUGUUGCUGGGCGGAGCCACCCUCAUUCUCAUCUCCUUCCUAGUGGGCCUGGUGUCUGUGUGCGUUGGGUCCAGGAGACGCUUCUACAGACCUGUCGCUGUGAUGCUGUUUGCUGCUGUGGUGCUCCAGGUGUGCAGUCUGGUUCUCUACCCCAUCAAGUUCAUUGAGACCAUCAGUCUGAGAAUUUACCAUGAGUUUAACUGGGGUUAUGGCCUGGCCUGGGGAGCCACCAUCUUCUCCUUUGGGGCGGCCCUCCUGUACUGCCUGAAUCCCAAGAACUACGAAGACUACUACUGACCCCGUGAGAGGGCCCAGACGAGCAGUGUACCCACAACGCACCCCCAUUUCCUUUACACGCAGCUGUCUGUGAUAGCAGCCCACACCCUGAGCUUUUCUCUGCAGAACUGACCAUCCUAACAAAGACACGGCACCUGCAGAAUGGGAGCACCCUUAAGAACGUCAGAGUCCCUUCAGAAAUGACCAUCCUAGUUUCUAAAGAACUGACCAGCUGAACAACAACAUGGUUUCUGCAGAACUGACUAUCCUAAUAAAGACACUGUCUCUGCAUCACUCCCCCUGCUAAGACACAUAUGUUGUCUGCUGAGCUCAUCAACCUAACACAUACAAAUGCACGCGCAUGCACACAUGCAUGCACACAAGCACACACAUAUGAUCAUUUGGGCUCUGUUUCACUGACCAUCCUAACACACAGUGAGUGCAGAACUGACCAUCCCAACACACAAAAGCACACUGGCUCUCCAAAACCGACCAUCAGAACAAUAACAGCACUGUCCCCGGUAGAACUGACCAUCCUAACACACAAUCUCUGCAGAACUGACCAUUUUAAAAAUACAUGGUCUUUGCAGAACAGACCAUCCUAACAACAACAUGGUCUCUGCUGAACUGAUAAACUGACCAGCACACGCUCACUCACAGACUGUGCUGGACUGACCAUCCCGGUAAAGACAGAGCCUCUGCAGUACUCCCCAUCCUUACAGAGACAUGACACACAUACACACCUGACCACCAGACACUCACA